AUGCUGAAAAUUAACGCUAAUAAAAGUAAUAUCUACUUUGCUAAUGUUGAUAAGGCUGUUAAAAGUAUGAUUAUGAAUUUAUCUGGCUUUAGAGAAGGUAGUUUACCUUUUAGAUACCUUGGGGUACCUCUCUCAAGUAAAAAAUUAAAUAUUUUUCACUACUUGGGUCUGGUGGAUAAGAUUGUUUGUCGAAUUCGUCACUGGACUGCCAGAUUUCUUAGUUAUGCUGGAAGGUUGCAAUUGAUUAACAGUGUUACUUUUUCUAUGGCCAAUUACUGGCUAAUGGUUUUCCCCAUUCCCAAAGCCAUGAUAAAAAAAAUCAAUGCUAUAUGCCGUUCUUUUCUUUGGUCUGGUACUGAUGUUAUAUGCUGGAAAAGUACGGUAGCGUGGGAUGAUAUUUGCAAGCCUAAAAAGAAGGAGGCCUUGGUGUUAUUGAUUUGGAGGCUUGGAACAAUUGUGCUAUGCUUUGGCUGCUCUAGAAUCUCGAGGAGUGACAUUAUGGAUGUCAAGGUUACGAAUAAUAGUACCUGGAUCAUGCGGAAAAUCUUGGAUCAGCGAGAGUUUAUACUUCAGAACCCUACUGUAUGGAAUUCCUUAUUAAGUAGUAACAAGUUCCAAAUGAAGACUGCCUAUAAGAGUAUGAUAAACGGUUCAGAUUGGGGCUGCUAUGGUCUGCUGCAGAAUAAGCAUGCUCGGCCUCGUGCUAGAUUUAUUCUUUGGCUUGCGUGUCGUAAGAUAUUGGCCACAAAGAGCCGGUUAAUGAGAUUGGGCUUUAUCUCCAACAAUGACUGUGUGUUUUUGCAGGAAGGAAGAGACAAUUCAGCAUGUGAUUUUUGA
Messenger RNA from Vicia villosa (hairy vetch), 837 nucleotides. RefSeq lists its product as uncharacterized. Lineage: Eukaryota; Viridiplantae; Streptophyta; Magnoliopsida; Fabales; Fabaceae. The record is from RefSeq and is a predicted model, not a curated record. The transcript has 2 exons. The coding region runs from base 1 to 837 and encodes 278 amino acids.